Messenger RNA from Gossypium raimondii (Peruvian cotton), 963 nucleotides. RefSeq names its product CST complex subunit TEN1. Gene Ontology annotation, cellular component: CST complex. Bases 209 to 586 code for a protein of 125 amino acids. Gene Ontology annotation, molecular function: telomeric repeat DNA binding; telomerase inhibitor activity; single-stranded DNA binding. NCBI's taxonomy places the organism in Eukaryota, Viridiplantae, Streptophyta, Magnoliopsida, Malvales, Malvaceae. Gene Ontology annotation, biological process: negative regulation of telomere maintenance via telomerase. The record is from RefSeq and is a predicted model, not a curated record. The transcript has 5 exons.
GAUAUUCUCUUCUAUUGUUGUUGGGUGUAGGAAAAAAGAUUCAACUUGAUUAAUAAUUGGAAACUUGUUUUUUGCAGAAAUUGGGUGGGCUUCAAAGAUUAUUUUGUGGGCAAGAAUAAGCAAACAAUACUGGGUUCAAGCUCCUACGCUACCUAGGUUGGUUUAGGAUUCAAAUUUGUUUCAAUAGAGUGGUGGUGGCAGUAGUUUAAUGGCGUCCAAUGCAAUUAAAUCAGGGGCAUUGGUUACUUUACCAGAGCUUCAACCAUCAUCUGAGUUUUUUAAGGAAGGAGCUUCACUUAGAGUAACCGGAAAGCUGCAAGAGUAUUCCGUGGAGACUGCCAUAGCUGUUAUUGCAGAUCAAGGUGCCACCCUAAAGGUAGAUACCCAGCACUUGAGGGAACUUAGCUUCCGAAUUGGCUCCAUAUUCCAAUUCAUUGGUGAACUCAAUAUUCAACCCAACAAUGAGGCAAUCCUGCAAGCACGUACUGGUAGGAAUGUUGAUGGUAUUGACCUUGAUCUCUAUUAUCAGUCUUUGCAGCAAUUAAGACAGUUCCAAGCCAAACACAUGAAAGAUGCAACUACUUAAAUGAAGUUUUAGAUUUGAAUGGACUUGCUAGUGAUUUCAAGGUAAGCUGACACAUCAAAUUUGGGUUGCUCUUACAGUAGUGAUGCUGUCAGGAUCUAUCGAUGAUUGAUGCAAGACAUGGUUUUUCUUUGUUGGCAACACAACACAUGGAUUGGUUUUAUUCUGCAUUUUUAUAGAGAAAAAAUCUUCUGUCAUCUUGUUUGUUGUCAUUUGGCCUUUAGUGAUGUAUUCUAAUAGAUAAAGCAAUCAAAAGCAUGACUUAUGUGCUUAUUUCGAUGAUUUCAGAACUGAAUUAAACCUUGGUUAAAUCUUCUUAGGUCAAAUCUUAGAGAUUGCUAUGAGAGGGCGGUUUUUUGCUCGGCCCGACUUGACUUUUA